UUUCUGAUAAUAACAGACCGGAUGUACACUGAGGGAUAUAUAGAGGACGAUUUUCAUAUGGAAUCUUUUUAUGGAUACUCGAUGACGCUUGUUGGGAUUCUCGCAUUUGUUUUGUUGUUUUACAUAUUAUUCAAACUCUGCACCUCUGACGAAGAUGAAAAAUCACAACAAAAACAACCAAAUGUUUAUCCUUUGACUCCAGUGUUCGCUCAUGAGCUGACCCCUGGGAUUAUAGUUCUACAGAGUGCGGAUGGUGAAUACUUCAGAAUCUUACACGAAUAUAGUUCCAAACAUGACGUGAAUCGGAUUAAUCAAAACGGUAAUGUCAUGACGUCAUCAAGUACAGGAACCUCCCACUCUCGAGUUUUGGAGAAUGCGCAGACUCAAACAAGACCAUCAGCACCAGUGCCAGUUGAUGAUUUGCUCAUGAAUAUUCAUGAGCCUGUAACAAUUCAACCUCCACCAUAUUCAGCUUGGAGAACAGAAAAUUAAUUGUUAUGGAAUCCAUAGGAAUCUUUACUUUUUGGUGUAAAACUUAACACUCGGAAAGUUUUAUCUAUAUACUUCUACCUUUCUGUUUGUAAAAUAUUACUUUAUUUUUCGCCUGCAGAGCAGAGCGACACUUAGGGAUCACUCUAUCUGGCGUCUGUCCGUAUGUCACACGUUAUAUCUCGAGAACUCAAGAACUGGUAUGGAUUUGAUAUUUUGCACAUGUAUUGCUUGGCACUAUGCUUUUUUUUUUAAAUUACCAUGGUUACCAACCUUAUGGCUCUUGACCUAUGACCUACUCUUCAAAAAAGGUUCCUAGUGCCAAUAUACAGCAAAUAUUUUUGACAUUUAAGAGGCAAGUCUAUGAUAUUUAGCAUGUGCACUAUCAUAAAAUGUUAUGAAAAAUACGAGCGUUAUAAUCCACUUUAUUUUGACCUUUGACCUACUUUGCAAAAUAUACCCCGGACAGUUUUUAUUUGUCUUUUUUUAAUUUUGAGAGGCAAGGUUUUUGAUAACAAGCAUUUAUACAUCUUCAUGAACUCACGAUACUGUGCUUUGAAACAAUAAGAUAUUCAGUUACAACACAAACUUAUAUUUAACACUAUAAAAUUACAUCGGGAUCGUAUUCCCCAAUGGAGUGCGUAGACUGACAAUGCAGUAAAGACAGAUUGGAAUCUUGGAGGAUUGUGGGAAACAUUUAUUAAUAAAAUGAUAAAUAAUUGAUUCUAAUAAUUUAAAUUUUUUCAUUUGGGGGUUGGGAAACUACAUUUUCUUUAAUUGACAGAUGCUAUCUCAGUCUUAUACUAUCUGUGGACUUUUUGUACUUUGCAAGCAAAUUCAUGAACUAUAAUGUUACAUUGUAGUAGUUAAUAAAUAGCUGACCACUGUUAGAUCUAUUUACAUCUUUAAUGAAGCUGCAAAGCAGGCGACACAUGCGUUCAACGGAACACUCUAGUUAUCAUUUUUUAUAUAAAAGGAUACGCCUAGUGAUGCUUGCUCACUAUCUUCAGUGUUACCUAAGUAAAAGCAAAAGAAAUGUA
This is a messenger RNA of Saccostrea echinata, 1529 nucleotides long. RefSeq lists its product as uncharacterized. The coding region runs from base 22 to 492 and encodes 156 amino acids. The record is from RefSeq and is a predicted model, not a curated record. NCBI's taxonomy places the organism in Eukaryota, Metazoa, Mollusca, Bivalvia, Ostreida, Ostreidae. The transcript has 2 exons.